Stylophora pistillata is the source of this 1029-nucleotide messenger RNA. RefSeq names its product ephrin type-A receptor 4-like. Gene Ontology annotation, biological process: protein phosphorylation; positive regulation of kinase activity; cell surface receptor protein tyrosine kinase signaling pathway. Gene Ontology annotation, cellular component: signaling receptor complex; plasma membrane. The record is from RefSeq and is a predicted model, not a curated record. Gene Ontology annotation, molecular function: ATP binding; protein binding; transmembrane receptor protein tyrosine kinase activity. Lineage: Eukaryota; Metazoa; Cnidaria; Anthozoa; Scleractinia; Pocilloporidae.
UGUUACAUUCUUCCCAUUCACCCGACAGAAUCCAAGGUGACCAUGCAUCUCAAAAUAAUUUACGGACUGGCUAGUUUAUCCGCACUAUGCAUUGUGUCUUUUGUCAGUUACAUCAUAUACAACAGAUGGAACCGCCUAAGAAAUGCACAACUUACACUUACCAGCGUUGAGGUGAAUGAAGCACAUUGGCGAGAUAAACAUAAAUUGCCUUUGCACGGACCAUGGAACCGUCGAAGGAAUACACACCUUGAGAAAAUUUUAAAAACAAGAGAUUCCAGAGUUGUGGUGAACGAGAUCAACGCCAAAAAGAAAGACCUACAAGACAUGCUGACAGAAUUAGAUCUCAUGAAAACCUUGAAGCCUCAUCCCCAUGUUGUUGAACUCAUUGGCUAUUGUAUUGAAAAAGAUCCACUUCUCAUAGUGUUGGAGUAUUUACCAUACGGGGAUUUGUUGGGAUACCUGCUCAAGAGCAGAGGGAUCGAGGAUAUUAAGAACACAAGAGAAAAGAAACCAAGCUCGUCACUUACAAAAGAGGAUCUGUUGCGUUUUGUAUGGAUGAUCGCUGAUGGUAUGAGCUAUUUGUCAAGAAUGAAGAUUGUUCAUCGUGAUUUAUCAGCUCGCAAUGUGUUAGUUGGGGACAACAAAGUGUGCAAGAUAUCAGACUUUGGUUUAGCUCGAGGUUUGAGGGAAGAUGUGUACACAAGGAAAACAGAGGCUCGUCUUCCAGCCAGGUGGAUGCCCCCAGAGUCUCUACUCUAUGGCGAAUCUUCCACAAAGAGCGACAUAUGGUCUUACGGUAUUGUGAUGUGGGAGGUGUUUACCAUUGGUGAAUCACCAUAUCCCGGAGUAAAAUCUGGAGAAAUAGCUGACUUACUGCAGACAGGAUACCGCAUGCCUAAGCCACCUCACAUCUCACAAGAACUGUAUUCCAUAAUGGCCAAUUGCUGGGAAGAGAAACCAGAGGAGAGACCAACAUUUCAAUGGCUUUGCUGUGUGAUUAGGCGACUUCUGGAUGAUCACAAGCUUUAG